UGGAGCGUUUUGUAAGAGCACACGCCUACUGCUGCACUGCUCGUUUCAAAUACUCAGCAGCACCAGACUUUCACUACAGACUUAAUCCUAAUCGAAACUCAACUUUAAAGCCAUGUCACUUGCUGUGUUUGGUCUAACUGCCCUACCACAUGUUGGUGGGAUCUGUGGAGGCUUAAUUACAAGAAAACAGGUAAAAACAUGGUAUGUCACACUUAAAAAGCCAUCGUGGAAACCACCCAACUAUGCUUUUGGAUUGGUCUGGACAACCCUCUACACUGGCAUGGGAUAUGGUUCAUACCUGGUGUGGAAAGAGCUUGGAGGCUUCACACAAGAUGCUAUGGUACCACUGGGCCUCUAUGGCACACAGCUGGCACUGAAUUGGGCAUGGACCCCCAUCUUUUUUGGUGCGCACAAAAUCAAACUGGCGUUUAUAGAGAUUGUCAUGCUGACAGGCACAGUGGCUGCCACCAUGGUGUCUUGGUACCCAGUGAGCCGCCCUGCCACUCUCCUCAUGACUCCUUAUUUAGCCUGGCUCUGCUUGGCUACCUGCCUCAACUAUUGCAUCUGGAGGGACAACCCUGAGACCAAGACAGACUAAAUGUGAACAAACAACAUUAACAUGCACAAUAAGAAUGUAAUGAUUUUUACAGCCGAUACCACUAAUAUGCCUUUAUUCAUAUGUGAUUUUUUUAAAUGAAUAUAUCUGCUUGGCAUUCAUUUUGAAGUGUGGUCAUUAGUAAUUGCACUAGUAGCGAUUUUAUCUACUCAUGAUCAAAUAUUAUAUUACUAACUGUGUGGCAGAAAUGUCUUUUAAGCAUUUUAAUACAUUUUGCACUUUAAAACAA
Molecule: messenger RNA, 845 nt
Organism: Trichomycterus rosablanca
Lineage: Eukaryota; Metazoa; Chordata; Actinopteri; Siluriformes; Trichomycteridae
Gene: tspo
Product: translocator protein
Exons: 4
Coding region: 113-598 (161 amino acids)
Cellular component (GO): mitochondrial outer membrane
Source: RefSeq, a predicted model, not a curated record